UUAUAAUUAAAUCUUCUUCUUUCUCCUUCCAUUAAAAAAAAAAAAAUGUGUUGUUAACUUUGUACGGAAGUUGAAGUUUUUUUUACCUUAAUCAUUUUCUCACUCCUAAAACAGUACAAUAACUCCUAGUAUAAAAGGCCACUACUUUUUCCCUUGAGUUCAUGAACUAAAAAAAAUACAGAAAAGAAGAUAACAUUUGAUAAGCUACUAGUAUCCUCUUUUUUUUUUUUUUUUUUUUAAAAAAAAUUUUCCUUAACAUUUUGCCUUCCUUUUAUGGCAAUUGCUACAACCAUGAAUCUCACUAAGGUCGAUAUUAAUAGCAGCAACCACAACAGCAACAACGUUUGCAACAACAAUGACAAGCAGCAACAAGAUGAUCAACAACAACAAGAAGGUGAUGACGAACACGAGCAUGACAUGGUCAUGCCAGGCUUCCGAUUUCACCCUACUGAGGAAGAACUUGUUGAGUUCUACCUUCGCCAUAAGGUUGAGGGCAAGAAAUUUAAUGUUGAACUCAUUACUUUCCUCGAUCUUUAUCGCUAUGACCCUUGGGAACUCCCUGCCUUGGCCGCGAUUGGGGAGAAGGAGUGGUUCUUCUAUGUUCCAAGGGAUCGAAAAUACCGUAAUGGCGAUAGGCCUAAUCGAGUAACUACAUCCGGUUACUGGAAGGCAACCGGAGCUGAUCGAAUGAUACGAGGAGAGAACUCCAGGCCCAUCGGCCUUAAAAAAACACUAGUGUUUUACUCCGGUAAAGCGCCCAAGGGAAUCCGAACUAGUUGGAUUAUGAACGAAUACCGCCAUCCUCAGCACGAAACGGAACGGUAUCAAAAGGCGGAGAUUUCAUUGUGCCGGGUGUAUAAGAGGCCUGGAGUAGAGGAUCAUCCAUCAGUGCCACGAGGGAGUAGCCUGCCCUCGAGGCUGUCAUCAUCGUCGAAAGCAACUUCGUUGUCUUCCGAGAGGAAGAACUACCAUAACGCCUUUAGAGCUCAGACAACUUGUGUACAACAGCAACUUGAGCACCCGCCGCCUCAGAUGGGUGACAAGGUAAGCGAUACUGAUGCUAGUAGUAGCACCGAAGUGGGGACCGCCCUUGGGCUUUCUCACCACAGCUCGUACACUGCGGUCAGUCCAUUGGCAGCCCCACAGCAAGCGCUAACUCCACCACCACCACAACCACCAACAUCAUCCUCCAUCGAGGUUAAUAGGAUGAUGCAGUUAUUAAAUGAUCAUAAUCAAAAUUUGAAGCAUCAUAAUCACCAAGUGGUAGUGGGUGGAGGCGGUGGCGGUCAUGGUGUAAUUACAUCAUUGCCCUCCUCGCUUAACAACUCUAUAACUCAUCAACAUCCUACUCCUGGACUUGUUCCUCCGAAUCAUCAUCAUCAGCCGAGUAUGGAGGAUAUUCAUAGAUUAGUCGAAUAUCAACAAGCUUGCAUCAACCACCAUUUCCAACAACAACAGCAGCCGCCGCCACAACCACAACAACAACAUCAGUUCCAAUUCGAAGCUCUUAACAACGAUAACAACCCGAGCAGCAGUAAUAGUACUACUAAUAAUUUGCCAUUUUUGUUCUCCAAUUAUUUCUUUUCACCAGCAGCAGCACAACAGGCACAAGCAACACUUAUUAACAACAAUCCUCCAACGGCUGCAGUAGGUGGUGGCUCGAGUAGUAGUAGUUUGCAAUUGCCUCCAGUCACGGUUGCUGGUGCUGGUGCUGGGCUCGCGUUUUCGGACCGUUCAUUGUGGGAUUGGAAUCCAUACUCAGAGCCGAAUAGAGAUCACUUCAGUAACCUCUUCAAGUAACUUUUUACUUUAACCGCAGUAGGUGCUUGCAUACUACAUAAAUGUUGAAGAGAGACAUAAUUUAAUCAAGUACGCUUUUAUAAGUUAUAUUAAUUAAUUGCUUAAGUUAUGUGUUCUAUGAUCAUGUUUUAAUUAUGUUUUUUCUAGCCGGAAUUCUAUAUAGGAGUAUAUGUCAAAGCAUUAAUUUUAACAUGCAUUUUUUUAUCUUAAUUUAGUU
Chenopodium quinoa (quinoa) is the source of this 2017-nucleotide messenger RNA. RefSeq names its product NAC domain-containing protein 43-like. The transcript has 3 exons. The record is from RefSeq and is a predicted model, not a curated record. Lineage: Eukaryota; Viridiplantae; Streptophyta; Magnoliopsida; Caryophyllales; Amaranthaceae. Bases 274 to 1800 code for a protein of 508 amino acids. Gene Ontology annotation, biological process: regulation of DNA-templated transcription. Gene Ontology annotation, molecular function: DNA binding.